AUGGCGGCAAAGGAUGAGGUUCACGCAAAGUAUCGCAGUCCUCUCACUAGUCGUUAUGCCAGCCCCGAAAUGKCUUAUAACUUUUCUGAGGAUAAGAAGUUUUCUACUUGGAGAAAACUAUGGCUUUUCCUUGCAAAAGCUGAAAAGGAGUUAGGUUUAGAUAUCAAGGAAAGCCAGAUAUCAGAAAUGGAGGCAAACCUCACCAAUAUAGACUACAGUUUGGCAGCUGCUGAAGAGAAGAAAAGACGACAUGAUGUGAUGGCUCAUGUUCACACGUUUGGUGUCUGCUGCCCAAGUGCUGCUCCCAUCAUUCACUUGGGUGCUACAUCUUGCUAUGUUGGGGACAACACUGAUCUGAUUGUUUUAAGAGAUGCAUUCAGUAUAAUUCUUCCAAAAGUUGCUCGUUGUAUCCAGAGACUUUCAAAGUUUGCAGAUCAGUACAAAGACUUACCAACACUUGGAUUUACUCACUACCAACCUGCACAGCUGACCACUGUUGGCAAGAGAGCUUGUCUAUGGAUUUCAGACCUUCUAAUGGAUCUCAGAAACAUCCAACGAGCAAAGGAUGAUUUGAGGUUCAGAGGUGUCAAAGGAACCACUGGGACUCAAGCAAGCUUUCUUAGUUUGUUUGAUGGAGAUCAUGACAAGAUUGAAAAGCUGGAUGCUCUUGURACAGAAAUGGCUGGCUUCAAAUCAGCAUAUGUAGUGACUGGACAGACRUAYAGCCGUAAAGUGGAUCUGGACUGUCUGUCUGCACUCAGCAGCCUUGGAGCAUCAGUUCACAAGAUUUGCACGGAUAUUAGGCUUCUUGCCAACCUAAAGGAAAUUGAAGAGCCAUUUGAGAAAGACCAAAUAGGUUCUAGUGCUAUGCCGUACAAACGCAAUCCAAUGAGAAGUGAAAGRUGUUGUAGCCUGGCAAGACAUCUCAUGGUGUUGACUGGCAACACACAACAAACAGCUGCUUUACAGUGGCUCGAAAGAACCCUUGAUGAUAGUGCUAAUAGGAGAAUCAGUUUAGCUGAAGGUUUUCUCACAGCUGAUAUUAUAUUAAGCACUCUGCAGAAUAUCUCUGAGGGUUUGGUUGUAUAUCCAAAGGUGGUUGAAAGACACAUAAUGCAAGAAUUGCCCUUCAUGGCUUCAGAGAACGUCAUUAUGGCUAUGGUGAAGAAAGGGGGAAACAGACAGGAAUGCCAUGAAAAUAUUCGUGUUUUGUCACAAGAGGCCGGUAAAGUAGUCAAAGAAGAAGGUAAAGACAACGAUUUGGUGGAAAGGAUUCGUUCAUGUCAGUACUUUGCACCUAUUCACGAUGAACUCGAAUCGUUACUUGACGCCAGGACGUUUAUUGGACGCGCACCGCAACAGGUUGUUAGGUUCAUCAAAGAAGAAGUUUCUCCAGCACUUCAACCUUACCUAAACCAACUCGAAGGGUCUUGUACCAUUGAUGUGUGAAUGAAUCAUCUCUGAUUGUAUUGAGUCUGUACCCAAUCCACUCAUACUUGGUUUGGACCAUUGAUUCAGCGAAGAAUACAGCGUCAUGGGAAAUAAUUCAGGGACAUUGCAGCACUUUUGAAAAAUUACAUAUCAAGCUCGUUUCGAGAAACUUUGUCGCGUGUUGAGCCUGCAAGCGAGUGGCGCAGGGGAUUAUUGGUACUUUGGUGUUUAUUACUAGUUACAUUUCAGGUUUUUUUAUCAUUUUCAAUUGUAGUUGUGUUGGUCGAUUUAUAAUCCUCCAUUAACUCCUGUACCACUAGCUUGAAGGCUGCACGAGAGGCAAAAUUUGUCAUCUACAUAUGCAAAUCAAGAAAAAAAGUACAAGAUGGACAAAAGCUCACGGAAUUUGGUUUUACUUUAGAAAAAAAUAUGAUAAUCGAGAUAAAAAAUUAUAGAAUGAAUAAAAUUUGUAAAUUGCU
This is a messenger RNA of Exaiptasia diaphana, 1910 nucleotides long. RefSeq names its product adenylosuccinate lyase. The coding region runs from base 1 to 1449 and encodes 482 amino acids. Gene Ontology annotation, biological process: 'de novo' AMP biosynthetic process. The transcript has 12 exons. Gene Ontology annotation, cellular component: cytosol. Gene Ontology annotation, molecular function: (S)-2-(5-amino-1-(5-phospho-D-ribosyl)imidazole-4-carboxamido) succinate lyase (fumarate-forming) activity; N6-(1,2-dicarboxyethyl)AMP AMP-lyase (fumarate-forming) activity. The record is from RefSeq and is a predicted model, not a curated record. Lineage: Eukaryota; Metazoa; Cnidaria; Anthozoa; Actiniaria; Aiptasiidae.